AUGACCAACCCAAUCACCUCCCCGCCCCUGCAGGUGAUCCGCACCGACACCUUCAAGCACCUGCGCCACCUGGAGAUCCUCCAGCUCAGCCGCAACCUGGUGCGCAAGGUGGAGGUGGGCGCCUUCAACGGGCUGCCCAACCUCAACACGCUGGAGCUCUUCGACAACCGCCUGACCACGGUGCCCACGCAGGCCUUCGAGUACCUGUCCAAGCUGCGCGAGCUCUGGCUGAGGAACAACCCCAUCGAGAGCAUCCCCAGCUACGCCUUCAACCGCGUGCCCUCGCUGCGCCGCCUCGACCUGGGCGAGCUCAAGCGCCUGGAGUACAUCUCCGAGGCCGCCUUCGAGGGUUUGGUGAACCUGCGCUACCUCAACCUGGGCAUGUGCAACCUCAAGGAGAUCCCCAACCUGACGGCGCUGGUGAGGCUGGAGGAGCUGGAGCUGUCCGGGAACCGCCUGGGCCGGGUGCGGCCGGGCUCCUUCCAGGGUUUGGGCAGCUUGAGGAAGCUGUGGCUGAUGCACGCGCGGGUGGCGGCGGUGGAGCGCAACGCCUUCGACGACCUGAAGGCGCUGGAGGAGUUGAACCUGGCUCACAACGACCUGGCCUCGCUGCCCCACGACCUCUUCGCGCCGCUGCACCGGCUGGAGCGCGUGCACCUGCACCACAACCCCUGGCGCUGCGACUGCGACGUGCUGUGGCUCAGCUGGUGGCUGCGCGAGACCGUGCCCAGCAACACCAGCUGCUGCGCCCGCUGCCACGCGCCGCCGGCGCUGCGCGGCCGCUACCUGGGCGAGCUGGAGCCCGGCCACUUCACCUGCUACGCGCCGGUCAUCGUGGAGCCGCCGGCAGACCUGAACGUCACCGAGGGCAUGGCGGCCGAGCUCAAGUGCCGCACGGGCACGGCCAUGACGUCGGUCAACUGGUUGACGCCCAACGGGACGCUGAUGACGCACGGCUCGUACCGCGUGCGCAUCUCGGUGCUGCACGACGGCACGCUCAACUUCACCAACGUCACCGUGCAGGACACCGGCCAGUACACCUGCAUGGUCACCAACGCCGCCGGCAACACCACGGCCACCGCCACGCUCAACGUCUCGGCCGCCGACGCCGCCGCGGCCGCCGCCGCCGCCGCCGCGGCCACCGGCUACACCUACUUCACCACGGUCACCGUGGAGACCACCGAGGGCGCCGGCGGCGACGACCAAGCCCCUCAAACGCCCGCCGCGCCCACGGCGGCCGGUUGGGAGCCGGCCGGCGCCUCCACGGCCGCCCCGGCCACGCGCGCCACCGGCAAACCCUUCACCGUGCCCAUCACGGCGGCGGCGGCCGCCGCGGCGGGCCGGGGAGG
Molecule: messenger RNA, 1349 nt
Organism: Pyrgilauda ruficollis (rufous-necked snowfinch)
Lineage: Eukaryota; Metazoa; Chordata; Aves; Passeriformes; Passeridae
Product: leucine-rich repeat-containing protein 4B-like
Exons: 1
Cellular component (GO): plasma membrane
Molecular function (GO): protein binding
Source: RefSeq, a predicted model, not a curated record